Molecule: messenger RNA, 958 nt
Organism: Lathyrus oleraceus (garden pea)
Lineage: Eukaryota; Viridiplantae; Streptophyta; Magnoliopsida; Fabales; Fabaceae
Product: vacuolar protein sorting-associated protein 32 homolog 2
Exons: 7
Coding region: 1-657 (218 amino acids)
Biological process (GO): late endosome to vacuole transport via multivesicular body sorting pathway; vesicle budding from membrane
Cellular component (GO): multivesicular body; cytoplasmic side of plasma membrane; ESCRT III complex
Source: RefSeq, a predicted model, not a curated record
AUGAAGAAUGAGUUAUCAAAUAUUUAUUCAAUUGAAAUCAUUGAUAUGUUCCCACCUGCGAAAAAAUACAAGGAUCAACACUUUAUGUAUUGUUUAUUGGAAUCCAGGGCAGAAGUUGAAAAAGCCAAAGAAUCCACUAAAGGAAAGAACAAAAAGGCGGCAAUUCAAUGUUUGAAGAGGAAGAGGUUAUAUGAACAGCAAAUUGAGCAGCUUGGAAACUUCCAGCUGCGUAUUCAUGACCAGAUGAUAAUGUUAGAAGGUGCUAAAGCCACCACGGAAACAGUGGAUGCGUUAAGAACAGGAGCCGCUGCUAUGAAGGCUAUGCAGAAAGCAACGAAUAUUGACGAUGUUGACAAAACCAUGGAUGAGAUAAAUGAACAGACUGAGAACAUGAAGCAGAUUCAAGAAGCAUUGUCAACUCCAAUUGGUGCAGCAGCUGACUUUGAUGAGGAUGAACUAGAAGCAGAACUUGAAGAAUUGGAGAGUGCUGAGUUGGAAGAGCAGCUUCUUCAGCCAGCAACUACAGCUCCUGCUGCCACAUCGUACGUCCCAGCUGGGCGGCAACCUACACGCCCUGUUCCUGCAAAGCCAACUCCCGAGGAAGAUGAAUUGGCAGCUUUGCAGGCUGAGAUGGCACAAUAUAAUAUACUGUUCUGAACAUACUUUUUAGAGGUCAUGUUUCAUCUGGUCUUGUUUUUUUUUAACAUUCUUGUCAUGUAAGUUAGUAUAACAGAUAUGUAAAAUAUGUUAACAAGUGGUAAGGAUUUAGUUUGAUGAGCUAAUUGGAUUGAGAAAAUUGGCAGUUCUAAGAGUUUUCACUAUCACCAGCAGGUGAAAGCAAUUGAGUUUUCCUUCAGGCUUUGAUAUAUAUAAUUUGGGUGGUGUUUAUAGCGUCCUAUGUAUUGAUGACACACUCUACAAAUUUAAAAAUGUCCUUUGUAACUUAGGGAGAUUGGAA